Molecule: messenger RNA, 1389 nt
Organism: Pteronotus mesoamericanus
Lineage: Eukaryota; Metazoa; Chordata; Mammalia; Chiroptera; Mormoopidae
Gene: TUBAL3
Product: tubulin alpha like 3
Exons: 3
Coding region: 1-1389 (462 amino acids)
Biological process (GO): mitotic cell cycle; microtubule cytoskeleton organization
Cellular component (GO): cytoplasm; microtubule
Molecular function (GO): GTP binding; structural constituent of cytoskeleton
Source: RefSeq, a predicted model, not a curated record
AUGCGAUCUACAGAGGUCUGCCGUGUUCUAACUCAUUCUGGCUUAUUGCAGAGGGAGUGCCUUUCCCUUCACGUGGGCCAAGCUGGUGUCCAGACUGGGGAUGUUUGCUGGGAACUUUAUUGCCUGGAACAUGGAAUCCAUCCAGAUGGCUUUCUUCUCAACAGUAAAAAUGAUCAGUUGGGGAUUGCUAAAAUGGAGCAUAAGUAUGCCUCUUUUGAUUCCUUCUUUUGUGAGACAAGAGCUGGGAAGCAUGUGCCCAGAGCACUCUUCAUUGACCUAGAGCCAACUGUUAUAGAUGGGAUUCGAACAGGCAAGCACCGCUCACUCUUCCACCCAGAGCAGCUUGUUAAUGGGAAGGAAGAUGCUGCAAACAACUACGCCCGAGGCUACUACUCUCUGGGGUCAGAGAUCAUCGACCUUGUGCUAGAGAGAAUCCGAAAGCUGGCAAAACAGUGCAGUGGACUGCAGGGAUUUUUGAUUUUCCGAAGCUUUGGAGGAGGCACUGGAUCAGGAUUUACAUCUCUCUUAAUGGAGCAGCUCUCGCUGCAAUAUGGGAGAAAGACUAAAUUGGAGUUCUCUGUCUAUCCAGCACCCAGGAUCUCCACUGCUGUAGUAGAACCUUAUAACUCCAUUCUCACCACCCAUUUCACAUUAGAGCACUCAGACUGUACCUUCUUGGUGGACAACGAGGCCCUCUAUGACAUAUGCCAUCAUAAACUUGGUGUUGAACGCCCGUCUUAUACCAUUGUUAACAGGUUGAUAAGUCAGGCAGUAUCUUCCAUUACUGCUUCCCUCCGGUUUGAAGGGUCCUUGAAUGUGGACCUAAAUGAAUUCCAGACCAAUCUAGUGCCUUAUCCAAGAAUACACUUCCCCAUGACAGCCUUUGCCCCCAUCAUUUCUGCUGACAAUGCCUACCACAAAGACUUCUCUGUGUCAGAUAUCACCACUGCUUGCUUUGAGUUCUCCAACCAGUUAGUCAAGUGUGAUCCUCGAUGGGGGAAGUACAUGGCCUGCUGCCUACUCUACAGAGGGGAUGUGGUUCCUAAGGAUGUGAAUGCAGCAAUUGCAGCCAUGAAGUCAAGAAACUCUGUUCAGUUUGUAGAUUGGUGUCCAACUGGUUUCAAGGUGGGCAUCAACAAUCAGCCACCCACAGUGAUGCCAGGAGGGGAAAUGGCCAAGGUCCAGCAGGCUGUCUGCAUGUUGAGCAAUACCACGGCAAUCGUAGAGGCCUGGGCCCGCCUGAACCACAAGUUUGACCUCAUGUAUGCCAAGAGGGCAUUUCUACAUUGGUACAUCAAAGAAGGCAUGGAAGAAGAGGAGUUUUCAGAGGCUAGGGAAAAUCUGGCUACUCUGGAGAAGGAUUAUGAGGAGGUGGGGCAAAGUUUCUGA